ACGACACUGUUUCGAUUUACGUUGCCAGCCGUGCGGCGUGUAUUGUUAGUGUUGUUAUUAGCAUUAAGGCUAAUGUCUCUUUCACUCUGUCUAUCACUCUCUUACUUACUAAUAUUCCAAAAGCUCUCGUCUCAGGCUCAAACCCUUUCAGAUGUGGUCUUCACUAACGAUCACAACGGCGACUACGACCUCUAUUAGUAUUAUUAUUAAUAAUAAUAGUAGUAGUAGUAUUAUAACCGAUUGCUGCUGCUACUACUGCUGCUGCUUCCAUCUCCGCCACCACCACAGCACCUCUCCAUUCCACCCUCUGGAGCCUUAUAUUUCUUUCACUGAUGUGAAAAAUAAUUAGAAAAAUAACUGUUGCUACGGUUACUACUGCUGCUACUGCUGGCCGUCAUCAUCAUCACCACCAUCCUGAUGCCCUGUAAUCCUGUAACGUGAGACCAGUAGAAUGUCAUCAUCGGGCGAUAUCAUUUGGGACACGUCCUACUUCAGGGCUGCCUGCCUCAGUUGUGUGGCUUUCCUCAUCAUUUAUAAAUAUGUCAGCCCUAUUUUGUCAGCAUUUGUAUUCCCUGGAUACCUUCACCUACACACAGAGAAGAAAAUUGACUGGAAUACACGGGUCAUAUCCAGUAUCCAUGCUGCUGUGGUCAGUUCUAUGUGUGCGUACACACUGCUGUAUGAUGCAGGGCUCAGCAAAGAUCCCAUCUGGUGGGAUGCCCCAGUGGUGAGAACUAGUUGUGCCAUUGUGGUUGGCUACAUGGUUGCUGAUCUUAUAAUCAUGACUGUUCAUUAUAAAACUAUAGGAGAAGUGUUCUAUUUCUUUCACCAUGGGGCAUCUAUAUAUGCUUAUGUUUAUGUUAUGACAAUUGGAGUAUUACCAUAUUUUGCAAAUUAUCGACUCAUUGCUGAAUUCUCUACACCUUUUGUUAACCAAAGGUGGUUCCUAGAUGUGCUUGGCUAUGAAAAGAAAAGCUCCCUGUUUGUGGUGAAUGGCAUUGUCAUGACUAUUGUGUUUUUCCUCGUCCGGGUGGCUUGCAUGCCUCUCUACUGGUACAAGGUGUAUAGUGUGUGUGGCACACAUUCAUUCAUCACCCUAGGACAUAUGCGCUAUGUACUGGUGUUCACCUGUGUUGUGUUGGACAGCAUCAAUCUAUACUGGUUCUACAGAAUGUGUGCUGGGGUGCGCAAAGUCCUCACCUCACAUGACAAAAAUCGAAACAUAAAGACACAGUGAUUCUGGAAAUUGCUGGAGCAAGCGUUAUAGCAGUAUUAGUAGUCGUAGGAGUUGCUGGAGGUGGGUGAGGUGUACAGUGAAAACCGAUGUACUACUUGACACAAUAUGAACUGUAUACCUGUAAAUGUGUGUGUGUGUGUGUGUAAGGGUGUAUGUAACAUAAACAAGGAUAUUAAUACAUACAUACAUACAUAUAUGUGUAUUUGUGUGUUUA
Octopus sinensis (East Asian common octopus) is the source of this 1451-nucleotide messenger RNA. Its product is annotated as TLC domain-containing protein 4-B-like. The transcript has 8 exons. NCBI's taxonomy places the organism in Eukaryota, Metazoa, Mollusca, Cephalopoda, Octopoda, Octopodidae. Gene Ontology annotation, cellular component: endoplasmic reticulum; membrane. The coding region runs from base 452 to 1237 and encodes 261 amino acids. Gene Ontology annotation, biological process: lipid homeostasis. The record is from RefSeq and is a predicted model, not a curated record.